This is a messenger RNA of Penicilliopsis zonata CBS 506.65, 2022 nucleotides long. RefSeq lists its product as hypothetical. Bases 1 to 2022 code for a protein of 673 amino acids. The transcript is spliced from 4 exons. Gene Ontology annotation, biological process: DNA-templated transcription; positive regulation of transcription by RNA polymerase II. Lineage: Eukaryota; Fungi; Ascomycota; Eurotiomycetes; Eurotiales; Aspergillaceae. The record is from RefSeq and is a predicted model, not a curated record. Gene Ontology annotation, molecular function: sequence-specific DNA binding; DNA-binding transcription factor activity, RNA polymerase II-specific; zinc ion binding.
AUGCCUGGAGCCCCCGUUACAGCGUGCCUCCGCUGUCGACAGAAAAAGAAACGCUGCGAUCAAAAGCUACCCAAAUGUCGCUUGUGUGAGCUGGCGGGCGUGGAAUGCCUCGGAUACGAUGCUGUGACCCGAAGAAAGGUACCCAGGAGCUACAUCAGUAGUCUGGAGCAGCAAGUGGCGUAUCUGAAAGCGAAACUUGAGGAGCAGAGCCAGAAUGGCCACGCGCAGACGCCUGUUUCAGAGUCAUCAAGAGAUCCCGAAAGAAGCUCGGCGGCAGCAGAAGAACAUUCGGUCCAUGCAACAGCAAGUCAUGGUUCCAUCGCUGCAGCCCCCACGCAGAGUCGUCCCUCGCGCGAGUUGUUGCUACCGAGGAUCCUUUUGACGGAUCUCGUAGACUGCCAGCUUCCCUCCCAGCAUGGCCGGCUUUCUGGUUUUCUAAGAGAAUUGGGUGGGGAGACAAUCUCUCUGCCAUCGAGAGAAACCGCGCAGGUUCUCAUCACGGCCUACUUUCAGUCCGUGAAUGUCGGCAUGCCGCUGCUCCACGAGCUGACAUUCGACAACAAGGUGAAUCUGCUCUACAGCAUGCCCCGGGCAGUUAACCUUGUCGAUACGCACAAUUCUCCUGAAUCACGGAUGGCUGUGUUUUUCGUGUUUGAGGUGUUCGCGAUCGGGCUGCUUUCCAUGCAAAAGCAGGACCCGGCAGCAAUUCCAAGCUGGCUGGCCGAUCGCUACCAUACCACCGCCCUCAGUGCCUUGAGCGAAAUUGGGGUGCCGAAUACCGUCCAAGGGGUCCAGGCAUUACUUCUCCUCGGGCAAUACUCUUACCAUCAUCCCACCUUACGCGCUGUAGCUAAAACCAUCAGUUCCGCCCUACGUCUUGCCGUUGAUCUCAGGCUGCAUGAAGACCACAGCGCCGCCGGCUUGGAUUUUUUUACCCUCGAUACCAUGCGACGGACGUUUUGGGUGGCGUAUGCAAUGGAUCGAAACAUCUCGAUGGUUCUUGGUGUCCCGUCGUGUCUAUCCGAUGGUGUGAUUUCCGCGCAGUUCCCCAGCGAAAUCGCAGACCAAUAUAUCACGCCCAACGCGAAUCCGCUCUCUGAGCGGCGACCGCUUUCCGGUUCGAAGCGUGUCAGCCUCCACUUGUUCCGGUAUCGGCAGAUCCAGUCCGAGAUCCGAACCAUGCUGUACGAAAGACCGAUCAUUCAGUACAUGUCGAUGGUCUUGGAUGAGUGGCAGGAACAGAUGCGCCAGCGCAUCGAGAUGUGGUACCACAGCGUCCCGGCCACGGAGAGCCUCAAUGAUUGUGAUAAGCGGAUCAUCGAGACGUUCGAGGUCACGUACAACUCAGCCCUUUUCUACCUCCUCCGGCCAUCGCCCAAUAUCCCCUCCCCGUCCGGAGAUCAACUCGUCGCAAUGACACACGCCGCACAGAACAUGAUCACCCUCUACCAGCAGUUUUUCUUGCAGCGUGUCUUGACGAUAUACUGGCAGUCGGUCGAGAAUAUCUCCUCGGCCGGUACCGCUUUGAUGCUGGCCUAUGCCCAGUCAAGCCGGGUGCGAGCAGCGAUAUCAUUCCGCAGACUCGAGUCCCUCUCUCGCACCUGUUCCUCUGUUCUAUGGGCAAUGGUCGAGCAUUUUCCCGCCUUCCGAAACAAACGUGAUGCAUUUGACGAGACCGCGUCCAGGAUUCUGAGCAACCUCAUUGGCAAUGCAGAAAACGAGUUUCCACUGCAAACAGUUGAUGUAGAUGGACAGGAUGAACAGGAUGCCGCCCGAAUGACUGCUAAUGACACUUCUUCUGUAAUAGACGGGGAAGAUACAUUGCCUUUGACCGAGGAUUUACCAUUCUUCACCACGUCUCAAAGGGACUUCAGGCAGUCUGGCGAUCCCCAAUAUGAAAGCGAUCCGCAUGGAGGGGCUACUCCCGACGGUAUUCGCCUGGCAGAUCUUGACGAGGGUCUCUCUUUCCUUUGGCAGGCGAUUGCCAAUCCAAACGGGCACUUUACAUCUACAUGGAUAUAA